This is a messenger RNA of Naumovozyma dairenensis CBS 421, 3660 nucleotides long. It is a transcript of the gene RAX2, whose product is annotated as Rax2p. Gene Ontology annotation, cellular component: cellular bud neck; plasma membrane of growing cell tip; cellular bud scar. The transcript has a single exon. Bases 1 to 3660 code for a protein of 1219 amino acids. The record is from RefSeq and is a predicted model, not a curated record. Gene Ontology annotation, biological process: positive regulation of establishment of bipolar cell polarity regulating cell shape; cellular bud site selection. NCBI's taxonomy places the organism in Eukaryota, Fungi, Ascomycota, Saccharomycetes, Saccharomycetales, Saccharomycetaceae.
AUGCUGUUUAGUUGGGUAUUUAAUUUUUUACUUCUGAUACACAUACUGCAGGCAUCACAAUUAUCGAAUAUCAAGAAUAUUUUAAAUGUCACAAAUGUUAACAUUCCUACAUUAAACUUGACUGCCAGCAACGACGACACUUUUCAACUACUAGGUGAUAUAGAUGGAUUAUCCUUCUAUCGAUAUAAGGGCCAACAAAACUUCACAACAGGAAUAAUACCUGGUUCCAAUUCCAAUGGUUUAAUAUAUUACUCUAACAAUACCCUUAUUCAAUUAGAAGAACCUUCGAACGACACUUAUAUAGCAAAGAUUACUCCUUUCGGCUCUGACUCAUUUAUACUAUCAGGUACAGGAUCUUUGUCAGGGUACUCAUUAACCAAUCAACUCCUUUAUAAUUUGACCACGUUAUCAAUCGAACCAAUUUUCAACACUUCCAUAGAAGAAGUCAAGACAAUUUUAAUUGAUGAUUCGUUAGUAUAUUUUGGUGGUAAUUUCACUGUUCUCAAUGGCACCUCAAAUAUCCAUAGUCUUAUUAUGUGGGACUCUACAAGCUCUUCAACGGAAUUUUUGAAUUUUGGAGGAUUCGGUGAAAAUUCCAUUAUAAACUCCAUAGUAAAAUUGAAUGACGAUAAUAUUUUGUUCGCAGGUGAAUUCUAUACAUUAGAUGAACCAGAUUUUUUGAUUCAGAACACCACCUCUUCUCAAAAUAACAUAUUUAACAGCACGACCGUUGAUAUUGGACAAUUAGUUCCUUUAAGUGCCUCAACUUGGGAUACAGGUGAAAGCACAUUUGAUUCUGAUACUUUUGUUUGUCCUGAUACCACUGAAGAAUCUUGGAUUCAAUCGGGUACAACCGGUUCUUUAACUUGCAAGUUGCCAUUUGAGGUAGCCCCAACUAAAAUUAGAAUCUAUAACUCACCAAAUGAAGACAAUCAAGUUUCAUUAUUCAGGAUCCUUACCAAUGAGGCACAAGGUAUUAUGAACUUGACUUAUAUUGAUCCAAUAAGCCAUGAACUAAAACAUUGUGAUGCUUUUUGUCCCUUAUACAGCAAGGCAAUACUUUCGCAGGCAUAUGCCAAUACCACUUCUCCUUCCGAUACAAUUCAUUUAUUAGCCGAUAACACUACUGAUAUUAAAUGGACUCAAGAGUUUCAAGAAUUUGCUUUCAUCAAUCAGAUCAGUGUAUCAUCGGUACAAUUUGUGGCUUUAGAUUCAUAUGGAAACAACGUCGCAUUAUCAAGCUUUCAAUUAUACCAAAAUGCCUAUGCUGUCUUCGCAAAUGACACUUUGAAUGAACCAAAUUGUAAUUCGAUUGAAUCAUCCUCUUCAUCCUCAUUGUCUGCAAACGAUUGGGAAAUGGGAUUAACUGGUCAAACAUAUAUCAGUACAACAUAUACUCCAAAUCAAGAUCCAGUCCCAUAUGUUUCCUUUUCACCACAAAUCAAGUAUCCAGGUCAAUAUUCAAUUAACAUAUAUACACCUGGAUGUACACAAGAUGACACUUGUUCAUCAAGAGCAAUUGUUAAUGUAACUGUUUGGGAUAGUGACGGUACUUCUAUUUUAGCCACCGAAUUGAUUUAUCAAAACAAUAAAGAAUUAAAAUACGACGAACUAUAUUCAGGCUAUUUAAGUUCGUCUCCAAGAGUUACUAUUGAAUAUGUUUCUGGUUUAUAUGCAUCGAAUACCGUCGCCACUGUUGUAGCAGAUCGUUUAAAUGUGUUGAUUGAUUCCUUGGAAGUGCCUGGAUUGACAUCAAAUGGUACGAAUAACACUGAAAUAAUGAAUCUAAACGGGUUAUUACAAUAUCAAAUAUCUAACUUCUCGACUUCUUCGUCGGAAACAACUGAUGUUAAAAUUACUAACACCUCAUUGAACCAGCUGUCCUUAGAACAAUUCUCCAAAAACACAUCUAUGUAUGCUGAUUUAUACGAUGAUAAUACGUUGCUUUUAGGUAAUUCUAAUGGUGGUAUAAAGGUUGUUAAAUUAAAUGAGAACAUGGAUAUAGAAAGCUCAAACGAAGCGAGUCUUACAGGUAACACCGCCGGCUUCUCAUCAUAUUCUGGUGGAAUAUUAGCCUAUGGUGAAUACAACUUAUCUUCAAAAAUUACGUAUUUAGUAAACUAUAAUGGGACCUUUAAUGAAAUACCAAACUUCAAUAAAAACUCAUCAAUUACCAAUGUAGUAAAUCUAACUAUCCAUGAUACUGAAUUACUAGUAAUCGAUAAUCAAGCUAUCUACAAUGUCUCUUCCUCCUCGACGAUAACAAAUUCGUCUGCACUUCAACUAUCGUUAUGGUCUUCUGGGUCUAAUCUUAAUAGAGAUACUGUAUUCUCCGGUGCAAUAGCUCUAUUAGACUACACUGAUUUAAAUGGUUCAAUUGCUAUUGGUAAUAAUUUCACAGUUACCAAUAUCACGAACAAUGUUUCAAGUACGAAUUCAUUAUAUACUGGAUUAUUUUUAAAUGAUUCAUUGAGUAUCUACGCUUCCAAAACAGAUUCAUAUUCUGAACUUUUGUUUUCAAAUGGUUACAGCGCUCCUUGGAGUUUUUUUGAAGGCAUUAACUACAUGGUAUAUUCCAGCCAUCAGACAAUGCUGGCUGUUGCUUCGUCAGACUUUAAUAAAAAUUCUGAACUUUCAAUAUUAAAUUUAACGACUUUCGAGACUAUUGCCAACGAGACACUUAAUGUUAACUCGAAAAUCAAUGGUUUAAUUAAUUUUGAGCACAAUUCAACAUUGAUUGUCGGUGGUAAUUUUACAAUCCUACAAUCGAAUUGCUCCGGCCUUUGUCUGUAUAACUAUGAUUCGAAUGAAUGGUUGACUUUUGCUAACCACUCAAUCAAUGGUACCAUUGCACAGAUGGAAUUAAUAAAUGGGACCCAGCUGUUGUUAUCAGGUCUUUUCAACGCGCAAAAUAUAUCUUCAGUAAACCUGGCAAUCAUGGAUCUUUCAACCUAUGCCGUUUCUUCCAUCAAGAUGGGAGAUGCCAAUAUUCUUCAAUCAUUUGCAACAAUUGGUGAUAAAAUAAUAACAUGGAAUGGUAUUAUGUUGGAAUCAUAUGAAAAUGGAGCCUGGAGUACGAUACAGAGUAAUUUCAAUUCAUCUACCACAAUUCGAUCCAUCGAACCUAUUGGUUUUGGCCCAACUCUUCAAAAAAGAGAUGGUACAGGAUCUGCCGAUGGAUUCAUUAUUAACGGGAAUAUUUAUGAUACAGAAUACGGUACAAUCCAAGCGAUGAUAUACAAUUUUAAGGAAUGGAGACCCUAUUACAUAAUAUCUUCUACGAAUUCUCAAAUUGCAGGGCAAAUAUUCAUGAACCGUGAUGAUUCAGCACUAUACAAUUCACAAUCCGUUCUACAAAACCCGAACAAUGCAACUGUCACAACACCUUCAUCCACUUCUUCGGGGACGCCGUCAGCAACACAUUCAUCACAACCGCACCAUCAGAAGCAAGUUGGAAGAAAGAAGAUAGACCGUGGGUUUGUUGUUCUUAUCGGAUUAGCAUUGGCAUUAGGAACUGUAUCUUUACUCGGUAUAAUUGGACUCGUACUAGCAUACAUUUUUAAAGAUGGCGAUGGGAGUCAUGAUGCUCUAAACCCUCGUACUAACGAAGAUGAGAUGCUAGAGACUGUCCCGCCAGAAAAAUUGAUGAAGUUCCUUUGA